Molecule: messenger RNA, 1599 nt
Organism: Zygotorulaspora mrakii
Lineage: Eukaryota; Fungi; Ascomycota; Saccharomycetes; Saccharomycetales; Saccharomycetaceae
Gene: CDC55
Product: protein phosphatase 2A regulatory subunit CDC55
Exons: 1
Coding region: 1-1599 (532 amino acids)
Biological process (GO): peptidyl-serine dephosphorylation
Cellular component (GO): cytosol; protein phosphatase type 2A complex
Molecular function (GO): protein binding; protein phosphatase regulator activity
Source: RefSeq, a predicted model, not a curated record
AUGGCAUUGGACGAUUUUGAUUUCAAGUUCAGCCAGUGUUUUGGUGACAAGGCCGAUAUUGUUGUUACGGAAGCUGAUAUCAUUACAGCGGUUGAAUUUGAUCGUAAAGGCGAUUAUCUAGCUACAGGUGAUAGGGGCGGUCGAGUUGUCCUUUUUGAAAGGAAUAAUGGCAAACAUUGCGAGUAUAAAUUCUUGACAGAGUUUCAAAGUCACGAUGCAGAAUUCGAUUAUCUAAAAUCAUUGGAGAUUGAAGAGAAGAUUAACCAAAUUAAAUGGUUGCGACCAACACAGAGGUCUCACUUUCUUUUGAGUACAAAUGAUAAAACUAUAAAACUGUGGAAGGUUUAUGAGAAAAAUGUCAAGUUAGUAAGUGAGAAUAAUCUAUCAGAGGGACAAUCCAUUCCCAAAUUCAAAAAUUCAAAUACCAAUAAUACUCCAUCACAUAAAAUGGAUCAGUUUACGUUACACAGUUUGAAAUUGCCAAGAUUAUCGCAGCAUGAUAAAAUUAUUGCUGCAGCACCAAAAAGAAUCUAUAGCAACGCCCAUACUUAUCAUAUCAAUUCAAUCUCUAUCAAUUCCGACCAGGAGACUUUCAUUAGUGCAGAUGAUUUAAGAAUCAAUUUAUGGAACCUCGAUAUUCCUGAUCAAAGUUUUAAUAUUGUUGAUAUUAAGCCAGCAAAUAUGGAAGAAUUGACUGAAGUUAUUACGAGCGCAGAAUUUCAUCCAGAUCAAUGUAAUUUAUUUAUGUAUUCUUCAUCGAAGGGUACAAUAAAAUUAUGUGAUAUGAGACAAAAUGCAUUAUGUGAUUUUAGGGCCAAGACUUUCGAAGAGUUUUUGGACCCCGUUAAUCAUAACUUUUUCACAGAAAUUACUUCAUCAAUUUCUGAUGUUAAAUUCAGUCCCAAUGGUCGUUAUAUUGCAUCAAGAGAUUACUUAACAGUAAAAAUUUGGGAUAUUAAUAUGGAUAAUAAACCAUUAAAAACAAUCAACAUUCAUGAUCAAUUAAAAGAAAGAUUAAGUGACACGUAUGAGAAUGACGCAAUUUUUGAUAAAUUCGAAGUAAGCUUUAGUGGUGAUAGUGCAAGUGUAAUGACUGGUUCUUACAACAACAAUUUUAUGAUUUAUCCAAAUGUAAUUAAUACAGGUGAUGAUACAAAUGGUAUCAUUAAAACCUUCGAUGAGAGUAACGGUACCAUCGACUUCAAUGGCGAUAGAAAAGCUUCAAAGGAUAAAACGAGUAUAAAAAAUAACAACAACAGUAAUAAUAAUAAUAGCAACAGCCGUGGUAGUAAUAAAGAUAACAGUAAUACUGCUAAAAACGGUUCAUCUGGUAUUAAAGGAAAUAAACGUAGUAACAGUAGCAGUAGGCGAAGUGGUAAUGAAGAUACGAACACUGUUGAUGAAAUUGUUCUACAAGCUGACAAGAGCGCUUUUAAGAGUAAAAGAUUUGGUUCACUCGCUCAAAGAUCUGCAAGGACUAAAGAUUGGGGUGAUGAUGUCGAUUUUAAAAAGAGUAUCCUACACUUCUCGUGGCAUCCAAGAGAAAACAGUAUAGCUAUAGCUGCUACAAACAAUCUAUUCAUCUUUUCUGCAUUAUAA